AGCGGCAUCUGUCCACAUCUGCGCAAGCUGUAGAAGUCUCACCGCGUAACCUAGAAAUAGUAUCUCAACAUUGAGACAUGUAAGAUCUUCCUUGGAUGGUUCUUACUGGUUUUGAAUGAUCAUAAUUUUUGAAUUAGGGUAAUCAUUCGAUGUCAAGCAAUUAAAAAAAUUCUUCGGGGGCCCGAAGUUGAUUAGUCGUUACCCGAUAUUAAACACAGCUCAUUUAGCAAACAUGUCUUUCCUAUUGAAUAGCAAAACAUUUAGAAUGAAACAAUUGAUGAUUUGUACAAGUACAAAUUGGAGUAAAAUGAAUCAGCCCGUACGAUUGUUAUCCAACUCAAAGACUCGAUAUCCUGAUUAUGAAACAAUUUAUCAAUUUCCAUUAAUUCGAGUUGCUAGUCUUGUUAACAAAUUGAAAUUUUGUCAAUGUGUUAUUACUGGUGCUGGGAUACCUGUAACAUCAGUCCUUGCGGCAUCUAACAUCAUCACCACAGAUGCAGCUAUCGUGUUUGCAACUUUUGGUAUCACGUUGUGCGCAAUAUUAUACACUGCUGGUUUCCUUGGCCACAAUCGAGUUGGCUUCAUAUAUCUCAAGGAUGACUCGACCAGCAUCAAAAUUGCAUACACAGAUUUUUGGGGGAAGAGGGUUGACAUUGAAGUACCUGUUAAUGAUGUUUGGCCGAUGAGUGAUAUACCAAUUUCACCAUUGAAUCCUUUUUAUUACGAAUUAAGGCGUUAUUCUAGUAAAGAGACUUUAAAGUUUAACAUCAAGGGUGCAAAUAUUCUCAAUUAUGAAAAGUUUCGACUAGUGUUUGGAGAUACUGUCCUGACUUGAAUAAUAGAUUAGAUUCUAAUAUGUUAUGUACAUUGAAUAAAUUUUCUGCAAACGAAA
This is a messenger RNA of Athalia rosae (coleseed sawfly), 892 nucleotides long. Its product is annotated as transmembrane protein 186. The transcript has 2 exons. The record is from RefSeq and is a predicted model, not a curated record. Bases 233 to 835 code for a protein of 200 amino acids. NCBI's taxonomy places the organism in Eukaryota, Metazoa, Arthropoda, Insecta, Hymenoptera, Athaliidae. Gene Ontology annotation, cellular component: mitochondrion.